UGCGGAGAAGUUCAUAAAUCGAGGAGUAUUUGAAGAAACCGGCAGCCAUGGCCGGAAACAUGGGGAUGGAACAAUUGAUUCCAAUUGUGAAUAAGCUUCAAGAUGCUUUUACACAAUUGGGUGUCCAUAUGCAAUUGGAUUUACCACAAAUAGCUGUUGUGGGUGGACAAUCAGCAGGGAAGAGUUCAGUAUUAGAAAAUUUUGUGGGCAGAGACUUCUUGCCUCGUGGCUCGGGCAUAGUCACCCGACGACCCUUAAUUCUGCAACUAAUACAUUCAAAUACAGAAUAUGCGGAAUUUCUCCACUGCAAGGGUAAAAAGUUCGUCGAUUUCAAUGAGGUGCGAGGGGAAAUUGAGGCUGAAACAGAUCGCAUUACAGGCUCAAACAAGGGCAUCUCGCCUGUGCCUAUCAACUUGCGCGUUUAUUCGCCAAAUGUUCUCAAUCUUACGUUGAUCGACUUGCCGGGUCUGACGAAGGUUCCGAUUGGAGAUCAGCCGGUUGAUAUCGAACAGCAGAUCAAAGCUAUGAUAUUCCAGUUCAUACGGCGCGAGUCGUGUCUCAUCCUCGCCGUCACGCCGGCUAACACCGACUUGGCGAACAGCGAUGCCUUAAAACUUGCCAAAGAAGUAGACCCUCAAGGUCUUCGUACAAUCGGCGUCAUCACAAAGCUGGAUCUCAUGGACGAAGGAACGGACGCUCGUGACGUACUCGAGAACAAGCUGCUGCCACUCAGGCGAGGCUACAUCGGCGUUGUCAACCGUUCACAAAAGGACAUCGACGGUAGGAAGGAUAUUUCUGCCGCGCUCGCGGCUGAGAGGAAAUUCUUCCUCAGCCAUCCGUCGUACCGACACAUUGCGGAUCGACUGGGCACCCCGUACUUGCAGCGCGUGCUAAACCAACAGCUCACCAAUCACAUCCGCGACACUCUGCCCGGCUUGCGAGAUAAGUUGCAGAAACAGCUGCUCACUCUUGAGAAAGAUGUUGAACAGUAUAAGCACUUCCGACCCGACGACCCAUCCAUCAAGACCAAGGCUAUGUUGCAAAUGAUUCAGCAACUACAGACGGACUUCGAAAGGACGAUCGAAGGUUCUGGAUCAGCACAGAUAAACACGAACGAGCUCUCGGGAGGUGCGAAAAUAAACAGAUUGUUCCACGAACGGUUCCCGUUCGAAAUUGUUAAAAUGGAAUUCGAUGAGAAAGAACUGCGUCGAGAAAUUGCGUUCGCUAUUCGAAACAUUCACGGUAUCAGAGUGGGUCUUUUCACUCCUGAUAUGGCGUUCGAAGCGAUAGUAAAGAAACAAAUCGCUCGGCUGAAAGAGCCGAGUCUCAAGUGCGUUGACUUGGUCGUACAGGAGUUGUCGAAUGUCGUUCGCGUUUGUACGGAGAGGAUGUCGCGCUACCCGCGCCUGCGCGAGGAGACGGAGCGCAUCAUCAUGUCGCACGUGCGCUCGCGCGAGCAGCAGUGCAAGGAGCAGCUCGUGCUGUUCGUGGACUGCGAGCUGGCAUACAUGAACACCAACCACGAGGACUUCAUCGGAUUCGCCAACGCACAGAAUCAAUCUGAAAACUCGGCUAAGUCAGGUCACCGCGCACUUGGCAACCAAGUCAUCAGAAAAGGGUACAUGUGCAUACACAACCUUGGAAUCAUGAAAGGUGGUUCUCGUGACUACUGGUUCGUGCUGACGUCGGAGAGCAUCUCGUGGUUUAAAGACGAGGAGGAGCGUGAGAAGAAGUAUAUGCUGCCGCUCGACGGGCUCAAGCUGCGUGACCUCGAACAGGGGUUCAUGUCGCGCCGGCACAUGUUCGCUCUCUUCAACCCGGAGGGCAGAAAUGUGUACAAGGACUACAAGCAGCUAGAGCUAUCGUGUGAAACUCAGGAUGAUGUUGACUCUUGGAAAGCAUCAUUCCUGCGAGCUGGUGUCUACCCCGAAAAGACUUCUGAAGCAGCUAACGGUGAUGAGAGUGAUGGAAAUGAGAGCUCGGAUACGUCAGGCACUAGCAGCAUGGACCCGCAGUUGGAACGCCAAGUGGAGACCAUUCGCAACCUUGUCGACUCGUACAUGCGCAUCGUGACCAAGACCACGCGCGACCUCGUGCCCAAGACCAUCAUGAUGAUGAUCAUAAACAACGCCAAAGAUUUCAUCAACGGAGAACUUCUCGCGCAUCUCUAUGCGUCUGGUGAUCAGUCUCAAAUGAUGGAAGAGUCUCCGGAGGAAGCGCUGAAGCGCGAGGAGAUGCUGCGCAUGUACCACGCAUGCAAGGAGGCGCUGCGCAUCAUCGGCGACGUGUCCAUGGCCACCGUCAGCACGCCCGUGCCGCCGCCCGUCAAGAACGACUGGCUCGAGAGCCGCCUCGACUCCAACCCGCGCCUGUCGCCGCCCUCGCCCGGCGGCCCGCGCCGCGCCGCCCCCGCGCAGCAAGGCUCGCUCGGCCAGCGCGGCGCGCCCCCGGUGCCGGGCGGCGCGGGGCGGCCGGCGCCGCCGCUGCCGUCGCGGCCCGGCGGGUCGGCGCCGCCCCCGCCCGGCGCGCGGCCCCUGCCCUCGCAGGGCCUGCCCGCGCCCCUCAUACCCACUGAAAUAAAUAGAGCACCCUCAAAUAGACGGCCGGGCCCGGGCGCGCAGCUGCCGCCGCAAGUGCGCCAGCAGAUCAACCAGGCCGUGGGGCAGGCCGUCACCGGCGCCGCGCUCAACGAGCUCAGCUCCGCCUUCGCCAGAUUCAAGUAAAGCGCCGCCCGGACCGCCCUGUCUCGGCACGUCACGUCACGUCACGUGACGUCGACCCUCGGCUUCCUUCGUUCCUUUUUCUGUUACUAUGUUAUUUUUUUCGUAAUGUUUUUCGAUACACGGCCCUCGUGAUAUCGUGGAACGUUUCGAAAUAAAGAAGUCGAUGUACCGACGUCACUCGUCGGAAGUGAAACGCUUUUGUUUUACCCGCUAACAUUUGUGAACGUUCCGCCGUCUAACAGCUUUGUUUUGUAUAUGCAAUUGUUAAAUCUCGAGCUGAAAAUUCGAUUAGCUUUACCGAUUUUGAAAUAGUUUCGUUGAGAACGUAACUUUGUUCGCUCACAAGAUAAUGUAUAGUAAAUUAUUGCUUAAAAUACGUAUACGAAUUUUCAGUUUCACGCUACACUUUCUCCAUAUUAAUGUCUACUUAUAUUGUUUUGACAUUCCAUAAAUAUUACAAUUGUAAAGGCUUAAUUAAAUAUAUUUUAUUGCAAUGAAUAGCAAUAACACUACUGUUUAGUUCUAAAAUGACACUAAGGCUUACAUGUAAGAUAGUAAUUUAGUUUAAUUUAACAUUUUUCAAUAUAUUAAAAUGUGAUAUAAACAAUCACAAUGUUACCAUAGUCAUAAAAAAGUGUUACAUUUAAAAGGAGGUUUUAGUUUUUUUGAAGAUCACACACUUUGACAAUCAAUGUGUUAGGUAAGACUUGCGAAUCGAAGAACAUUUUUUAUUUGUAUUUAAUGUAUUCCUUAAUUUAAAAAUUGAAAUGUGCACAAUAUGUUUGAUUAGAGUCUAAUAAUCUUGAAUAAGGGAUACUAAGGAAUACAAUUAGUUAGUUUUAGUGAGGUCAACUAUUGUAAAAAUGAUUAUAUUCUUUGCAAAUUAGGUUUAUUCUCAUACCGAUAAUUCCGGCGCCAAACAUGAUUUGAAAAUUUUGAUUAUAAGAAUUAUAUAAAAAAAGAUUCAGUAUUAACUGCGAAUUAUUCCUAUGCAGUGCUUUAGGAUAUUAUUAACAAUUAUACGAUGUUAAUCCUUUACUGGAUUGUAUUUAAGGCGACUGCUCUAUAUCGUGGGUUUGUAAAACGUUUGAUUUAUGAAGCGAAUAGUAAACGUGUAUCUAAUGGCUCGAGGUAUUAGGUGUAUUACGUAUUUAAAUGGAGUUUGUUCGUCCCGGAUUGCAACAGAUUAUCUUUGAAAGCAUAUCACGGUAUUGUUUCGUAAAUGUUGCUAGAGUUUUACUCUUAUUAUAUAAAAUACUCGAGAGUUCUGAAAUAAAACUAUCUUAAUUGAUUUCACUUAUAUUAUUAAUUUAUAUAUAAAUUUUUCAUAAACUUGGCAGAUCAAAACGAUAUGCUUCAAUAUUUAAAACAUAAUACUAAGUGUUAAAUUACCUUAAAAUAGUUUUAUAUCAAUAUGUACUCUUGAAUAACUAAGGAUUUAAUAAAUAUAUUUGUUGAUGUUGCUGCACUUGACGAUCUUGUAGUUUUAGCUGCGUAGCAAGGAUACAUUACUCUACGUUCUCACGUUGGUGUGUAGGUGUACCAGUAGCUUAGGGACAAUCACUGUCUCAUAUUUCUCUUUUCCGUCUCUUGUAGUGACGUAACGUUUGUAUAAUUAAAACAUAUGCGCAAACAAUAUAUUCCAAGCUUGUUCGUUAUUGUAUAUUAAAGAAAAAUUUGAUCAGUGUAAUCUAUUGUAGCUGAAAAAUAUGUAAUAACCGUUAUAUGAAUUUAAUCACCGAAAAUGUUGAAUUUACAAAUUUGUAUGUAAAUUAAUUGUACUUAUGGCUAAGACCAAAGCAGUUGUCUCGUGUCGUUGCUGUUAGCAAUAUCUUUGGUCAAUUAUUAGAAUGUUUUAUUCAUGGUGAUCCAUUAUGAACUCGUUAUUAAAUACUUAUUACGUAUAAAAUAAAGGAAUUUUACUCUUGAGAAUUAUCAAUCACUUAGAAGUAUCGCUUACAUCAUUAAAUGUCGACCAAUUAUUUAUUUAACGUUCAUUAGCUACGCGGUUCUACUUUAUUUUAUUUUACCAUUAAUAAUCAUCAGACUGUCGUCCCAUAUAUAUUUCCCUAACGAAACUGACGGAAGGCCGAAUUAUGACGUCAUUAUACAGUUCCUACAUGAUUUUGACGCUCUAGCUAAUUCAUUGCUCUUAAUUAAUAUUGACAAAAUUAUGUGAAAAUAAUAAAAUCAUAAAGUUUUGCUCUCUUGUUAAUAGCGUUAGUACCAUCGAAAAAAAGGUAUAGCCAGAGAUUGUUGGAUUUGAUAUAGUUUAUGAAUAUUGUUAAUCUUAUGCUGUAUAAAUAGAGUAAUUAAAUGCUAUAUGUGUA
This is a messenger RNA of Nymphalis io (European peacock), 5053 nucleotides long. It is a transcript of the gene shi, whose product is annotated as dynamin. Bases 48 to 2723 code for a protein of 891 amino acids. Gene Ontology annotation, molecular function: GTPase activity; microtubule binding; GTP binding. Gene Ontology annotation, biological process: receptor-mediated endocytosis. Gene Ontology annotation, cellular component: cytoplasm; plasma membrane; microtubule. The record is from RefSeq and is a predicted model, not a curated record. The transcript has 17 exons. Lineage: Eukaryota; Metazoa; Arthropoda; Insecta; Lepidoptera; Nymphalidae.